Molecule: messenger RNA, 1137 nt
Organism: Rhagoletis zephyria (snowberry fruit fly)
Lineage: Eukaryota; Metazoa; Arthropoda; Insecta; Diptera; Tephritidae
Product: putative glucosylceramidase 3
Biological process (GO): glucosylceramide catabolic process
Molecular function (GO): glucosylceramidase activity
Source: RefSeq, a predicted model, not a curated record
GCUGUUUGGUUGAAUGAUUUCCUUGGACCCACUAUUCGGAAAUCGAAAUUCAAAGACAUUUUAAUAUUUGGAAAUGACGAUCAACGUUAUUCUUUCCCAGCUUGGUUUAAAGACAUGAAUCGAACCCGCCUCGGUGUGCUUGACUAUCUUGACGGCUUGGCAGUACAUUGGUAUUGGGAUGAAAUGUUUGCGCCGACUCUAAUCGAUUUGACGGCUCAGCUUUUGCCUGGUAAAAUUGUGUUAAAUACCGAAUCCUGUAUAGGAGACAAACCAUGGCAAACACAUGGUCCCGAACUUGGCUCGUGGGAGCGUGGUGAAAUGUAUGCGAGUAGUUUUUUACAUAAUUUGCAGCAUUCCUACAAUGGUUGGAUCGAUUGGAAUAUUGUUUUGGAUGAACAAGGUGGACCAAACUAUGCUGAGAAUUAUGUGGAUGCACCAGUUAUUGUGAAUGCCACAAACCGCGCUGAGAUCUACAAGCAACCUAUAUUCUAUGCCAUGGGACACUUUUCAAAAUUCGUACCUGAAGGUUCGGUGCGUAUUGAUGCAAAAAUACUGAGUGCUUCAGUGGAGGCUGUGGCUUUCAAGAGACCCGAUGAGCGUAUUGCUGUGGUGCUGCUUAAUAGCGGACGGAUCCCCAUGGAUGUGCUCCUCAUUGACAGUGUACGCGGUGAGAUAGUCAUCAAUAUACCAGCGCAAUCGUGGCACACUAUUGUCUAUAAUUAAAUUUGCACAUUUUGUAUUAAGUGGGAUGUGCAUGGUAAGGUGAUCGGCCAGCUUAGAUUUUGGCAUAGAAAAUAUUCAAAUAUAGUACAAAUCGUAUGUACAUACAUACAUAUGUACAUACGUUCGUAUAAGGGUCAAUUCCAAACAAAGUGCUAUUUUUUUGUCCCCCCUUUUUAGUUUUUUUUUUUUAUUGUGUUAAAAACGAAAAAUCAAAAACAGCAUUAUACGAUUCAAAUAAUAAACCACCAAGCUGUUUUUAUUAUUGUAAGAGGUUUUGUUUUAUUUUGCGUGCGGUAUUUCUUUGAUAUAAUAUUUAAGGGAUUCCCUUUAACUCGUAAAGUCUUAAACUGUGUAAAAUUCGAAAGUUUACGAGGCUUUUAUGGGAACGCACCCUUUGUGAAAGGUAGCGGACGC